GGCGGAAGCGGCGGGGCCGCCUCUAAGAUGGCGGCGGCGUGAGUUGCAUGUUGUUGUCGUGGGGCCGCCGGGAGGAGCCGCCGCCGCCGCCCCGCGCCCGUCCCGCCAUGGCCGUCACCGUCACGCUCAAGACGCUGCAGCAGCAAACCUUCAAGAUCCGCAUGGAGCCGCACGAGACGGUGAGGACGCGCCCGGGGGCCGGGGAUGGGCACGGAGCCCGCCCCCCCCCACAUCCCCCCCCGAGCCCUCACGCCGCGGGGCCGGAGUGGCUCUGGGGGGACUCGGGGCUCCCCCAGAGUGUGGGGUGGGGGUCCCAGGGGAUCCCCAAGCCCCCCUUUCCCCCUGCCCAGGCCAAGUCGGCGCUGGGCUCGGCAGCCCCCGAGGCUGGAGCCCCCUCGGAGCCCCCCGCAGCCCCCCCGGGGCCCCCCCCGGCCGCCGACGCCGCCCCCCCACCCCCGGCCGCGCCCAGCGAGGAGACCCCGGCCCAGGACCCCCCUGCCCUGCCCCUGCCUGAGCCUGCGGGCAUCCCCGGCAGCCCCGAGCCCGAGCGCCCCCCGGUGCAGGAGUCCCGUCCCCCGGAGCAGCCCCCGCCCGAAGGUGAGAACCCGCUGGAGUUCCUGCGGGAGCAGCCGCAGUUCCAGAACAUGCGCCAGGUGAUCCAGCAGAACCCGGCGCUGCUCCCGGCGCUGCUGCAGCAGCUGGGCCAGGAGAACCCCCAGCUGCUCCAGCAAAUCAGCCAGCACCAGGAGCAGUUCAUCCAGAUGCUGAACGAGCCGCUGGGCGAGCUGGGCGAGCUGGAGGGGGAGGUGGGCGCCAUCGGGGACGAGUCCCCCCAGAUGAAUUACAUCCAGGUGACCCCGCAGGAGAAAGAAGCCAUAGAGAGGCUGAAGGCGCUGGGCUUUCCCGAGAGCCUGGUGAUCCAGGCCUACUUCGCCUGCGAGAAGAACGAGAACCUGGCGGCCAAUUUCCUGCUCAGCCAGAACUUCGACGAUGACUGAGGGACCCCCGGGCCUCCCCCCGCCCUGGGGGGCUCCUUCUGCCUCCGGGGGGUCCCCCCACGCCCGUGUGGGGAUGGUGGGGGGGGGUUGGGAUGGAU
Lonchura striata (white-rumped munia) is the source of this 1096-nucleotide messenger RNA. The record is from RefSeq and is a predicted model, not a curated record. Lineage: Eukaryota; Metazoa; Chordata; Aves; Passeriformes; Estrildidae.